AUGAUCUCUAGGGUUUUCAACUUCAUGAAAGAAUCAAAAGCCGUUCAGCUAAACAACAAAUUAUUUCUUGAUCUUCUCUCUGCCUCACCAUCAGCCAAACCAAAACCUUUGCUCGACGUGUUCAUCAACCAUAGAGGAUCCGACACAAAGAGAAACAUCGCAACAUUGCUUUACGACAACCUCAGAUCCCGGAACUUACGUCCUUUCUUGGAUUGCAAGAACAUGAAGCCCGGAGAUAAGCUUUUUGAUCAUAUCAACAGCGCGAUUCUCACUUCGAAAGUGGCUGUAACCGUUUUCUCUCCCAACUACUGCGACUCUUAUUUCUGUCUCCACGAGCUUGCUCUGAUAAUGGAGUCUAGGAAGAGGGUCAUACCAAUAUUCUGCGACAUCAAACCUUCACAACUUGAUGUUAUGAUUGAGAGGUUAACAUGUUCUGAUGAUGAAAUCCAAAGGUUUAGGUGGGCUCUUCAAGAAGCUAAAGACAUCGUUGGACUCACGUUCGAUUCCUACAAAGGGAAUUUGUCGGAGGUUGUUACAGUUGCAUCGGAUGUUAUCGUCGAGAGGUUGAUCGAGUUAGAGGCUGAAGAUGGAAAUUUUUAG
Molecule: messenger RNA, 600 nt
Organism: Camelina sativa (false flax)
Lineage: Eukaryota; Viridiplantae; Streptophyta; Magnoliopsida; Brassicales; Brassicaceae
Product: Toll-Interleukin-Resistance (TIR) domain family protein
Biological process (GO): signal transduction
Source: RefSeq, a predicted model, not a curated record